AUGGAUAUCCUACCAUCCAAUGUCACCGACCCUUCAACUCCCCAUAAGCCCAACAUGGGUGGCGCUCAAUUCGCCUCUCAUGUAUGGAUGGAGCCUAUUAUCGUGGUCUCAAUAAUGAUUGCAUCUCUUACGUUCAAUAGACGACACGGAUACCGAAUCUUCGAAAACUCACGAGGUCGCUCACAAACCCGAUCGUUCCUGUCACGUGAUAACUCCAAUGAUUCAUCCCCGUCAGGCUCAUUCAUCGAUACCGAACCACCCAAUGGAUCAGAGCAGGACUCUCUGACCGGUACCAACAACAAGUAUCCCGCCAAGCAGCGCAACUGCUGUGGUAUGUCAGUCAAAACUCCCAAUUCGUCCCGAUUCGCCGAUCACUGGCAUAGUCGCGUCCUUCAGAAAUUCCCCUUCUUGAUUGAGAUGUUUUACUGGGUCCUCAAUUUGGCAUUUUACGCCGUUACGAAAGCAUUGGCGCAAUUGCUUUUCUCCAAGAAUGAUGGUUUGUGGCAAUUGGCGCAAGAUCAUGGUGUUUUAAUCCUGGAUAUCGAGCAUAAGUCCUGGUUGAGUUUUAUCUUCUUCAUCCGAGAGGUCGACUUCCAGCAAUUCUUCCUGAAUGGCCAUCUGACCGCCAUGACCUUCUUGAAUCGGAUAUACUCCCUCGUCCAUAUCCCAGGGACUGUCGCCUUUCUCUCUUGGUAUUAUUAUGCCGCUCCUAAUCACGCGACCUUCGCUGUUGCCCGACGAACUAUGACUCUGGGUAAUUUCGCCGCCUUCUUCAUCUUCUCCUUCUUCCCAUGUAUGCCACCUCGAUUACUUCCCAAGGAGUAUGGAUUUCAUGACACCGUGCGUCAAUCGAACUCGGAGUCCGUCUGGGUGGGAGGAAAUUAUGUCAACCAACUGGCUGCAAUGCCUAGUUUACAUUUCACCUACGCUUUUUGCAUCGGAUCCACCUUUUUGUAUCACUCCGGAUUCGGCCGACGCCUUCAGAGAAACGAAAACAGAAAAUCCAUGUUCACUCAAAUUGCAUUCCUCGUUGCAGGUGUCUGUUACCCAUUGCUGGUCCUAAGCGUUAUCGUUGCAACGGCAAAUCAUUACUGGCUGGAUGCUGUUGUUGCCAUGUGCACAACCACGCUUUCGUUCUUCGCGAACAAAGUUUGGUUCUUCUUACUGCCCGCUGAAGACGUUCUCUGCUGGGUUCUGAGGGUCGAGAAACCCGUCCCUACGACCGGUGAUCGUCUACUAAGGCAGAAGGAGAACUCGUACCGCAUUGUGAAGGAUUCAGACGAACCUUGA
This is a messenger RNA of Exophiala bonariae, 1290 nucleotides long. RefSeq lists its product as uncharacterized. Gene Ontology annotation, cellular component: inositol phosphoceramide synthase complex. The record is from RefSeq and is a predicted model, not a curated record. Gene Ontology annotation, molecular function: inositol phosphoceramide synthase activity. The transcript is spliced from 3 exons. Lineage: Eukaryota; Fungi; Ascomycota; Eurotiomycetes; Chaetothyriales; Herpotrichiellaceae. The coding region runs from base 1 to 1290 and encodes 429 amino acids. Gene Ontology annotation, biological process: inositol phosphoceramide metabolic process; sphingolipid biosynthetic process.